Xyrauchen texanus (razorback sucker) is the source of this 5121-nucleotide messenger RNA. Its product is annotated as short transient receptor potential channel 4-associated protein-like. The record is from RefSeq and is a predicted model, not a curated record. Gene Ontology annotation, cellular component: Cul4A-RING E3 ubiquitin ligase complex. Gene Ontology annotation, biological process: ubiquitin-dependent protein catabolic process. The transcript has 19 exons. The coding region runs from base 483 to 2837 and encodes 784 amino acids. NCBI's taxonomy places the organism in Eukaryota, Metazoa, Chordata, Actinopteri, Cypriniformes, Catostomidae. Gene Ontology annotation, molecular function: phosphatase binding.
AACUUCAGUGGAUACAACAAAUUACAAAUGUGAGUUGACUCCUUUACCACCACCCCAAGUUGUGUGAAUAUGUACGUUGUUUAAGAUACAAGUGUUGAACUGAGGCUAGCUAAUGUGCUAAAGCUAGCAUCAACGCAUCGCGCUUUUUAAACGUCACUUCCGUCAGCUGAUAAACAAUCUCUUGUAGGUGAACACAGACAUUAGCAAAAUGUCUAAUGCUUUAUUGUUAGUGUGUUGCUUGGAAUUGCUUAAUAAAAAGAAAUAUCCAAGCGUUAGUUUAAAGUGUGAUCCUUUACCAUGUCUAUCAAUGUCAUGUCAUUUGAAAUAAUAACCUUAUGGACUUGAGCCAUCGGUCUGCGCUUGCUUGUGUCUGGACUCAGAGGAAGACCGCAAGGGGCAUUUUGGACCGGGUCGAUGUCGCUCCAGUCCAGUAGGGAGCAGUAAUACUUCUAUUUCCUCCGUUGAUUUCGUAUGAUUUGCUCAUGUUACGUCACAGUCACAACGUCAGAGGAAAAGCAAUGGCGACGAGCAGCUCUUGUUUUUCACGGACCCAAACAAACCGCGGAAAUCGAAGCAAAAACAUUUUAAAUAAAAUUCGACAUGGCCAAAUCACUGAGGUGGGGCUGACUAGAGGGACUCAGGUUCCUGUAGCUCUCCUGGAGGAGAGAGAUAAAAGAGCUCAGUGGCAGGGGAUACCAGUGUUAUUGAGAAAGCUUCAUGAGAGCAGCCACCCUAACAGUGAUCUCACCAAGAUUCACAGUGUGGUCAUGGAACUAUCGUCAUUGCUUUCUAUGGAGGCCAUGUCAUUUGUCACAGAGGAGCGCAAGACACCACGGGAGUCUGUUUCACCCAAUACAUAUACGUUUGACCAGUUUGGAGGAGUUGAUUUGUUUGUGGAGAUUCUGAUGUGGCCAACGCUCACAAUACAGGGAGACCUACCCAUAUUGAGUGAUGAUCUCAUCAAGGAUUGUCUGAGUGUUCUUUACAACUGCUGUAUAUGUACAGAGGGCGUAACAAAAAGCCUUGCAUUGAGGGAUGAUUUUAUCAUGUUCCUUUUUACCCUCAUGUCUAACAAAAAGGUCUUCCUACAAAUUGCCACUCUUAUUGAGGACAUUCUAAGUGUGAGGAAGGAAAUAAUUAAACUUCAAGAAAUUCCCAACCUGCCCAGUCUGGUCCAAAGCUUCAAUCAGCAGCAGCUGGCCAACUUCUGUCGUAUCCUAUCUGUAACCAUAACAGAGCCAGAUGUGAGUGUAGACGACAAACACACUCUCCUGGCCUGCAGCACCCAGCAAAAGGCCAACCACCUGCCAUCACGUGCUGAGAGCAACCAGGUGGCACUGCUGAAUAUCCCCGGCUUUAUUGAGCGUCUUUGUAAGCUGGCCACACGGAAAGUUACAGAGGCAGAAAGUGUCUCUGCCAGACUGGAACUAGAGGACUGGCACAGUUGGCUUGACAAUGCCCUGGUGCUGGAUGCUCUCAUGCAGUUAGCAAUUGAGGAAGCGGAGCAGAGCAGUACAGAGUCAUCAGACGAGAGUUCACUAUCCUCCAGUCCGCUCAGACACCGGCUUCCUCAGUCCAUGAAGAUAGUCCAUGAGAUCAUGUACAAAGUGGAGGUUCUCUAUGUGUUGUGUGUAUUGCUUAUGGGCAGAGAGAGAAAUCAGGUUCACAGAAUGCUGGCAGAGUUCAGAUUACUUCCAGGACUCAAUAACCUGUUUGAUAAGCUUAUCUGGAGAAAACAGCAAUCAAGACAUGUCUUACACCAACAGAACCAGAACUGUGACUGCAGUCCAGAGAUCUCAUUCAAAAUUCAGUUUCUCAGACUGCUGCAGAGCUUCAGUGACCACCAUGAGAAUAAGUACCUUCUUCUAAGUGGACUGGAGUUGAAUGAACUGAGUGACAUCUACGUCAAUGCGAACAUCUUUGAAAUGGAGGCACUGAAUAAUACAGACAGGAAUCUUGUGUGUGAAGGUAAAAAGGGUCUUCUCACACGGUUAAUCUCAGUUAUGAAGAAGGAGCCAAUUGAUUCUUCAUUUAGGUUCUGGCAAGCAAGAGCAGUAGAGAGUUUUCUGAGAGGGACGCCUACAUAUGCAGACCAAGUGUUCCUGCUAAGAAGAGGCUUGUUAGAGCAUAUUCUCUAUUGCAUCAUCGACAGUGGCUGUAAGUCCCAUGACGUCCUUCAGAGCUAUUUUGACCUACUUGGUGAGCUCAUGAAGUUCAACAUUGAUGCCUUCAAAAGAUUCAACAAAUAUGUCAACACUGAGGAAAAGUUUCAGAUGUUCCUUACUCAGAUCAACAACUCUCUGGUGGACUCAAACAUGCUGGUGCGAUGUAUCAUCCUUUCUCUUGACCGCUUUGAGAGCCAGACUAAUGACAUGAAAGUUGUAGAAGUGUUUUCAGAGUGUCGUCUCUUGUCCUACAUGGCUCAAAUAGAGAACAGGUUGAUCUUCCUUUUUAGACUAAUCAAAAUCGUCAACGUCCAGACUCUCACCCAGGAGAAUGUUAGCUGCCUUAACACCAGUCUGGUAAUACUGAUGCUGGCAAGGAGGCGGGAAAAGUUGCCCUUUUAUCUGAGCACUUUGAGAGAGAAGGAGUAUACAGAGAAAUACCCCGGCUACCUGCUCAACAACUUCCACAAUCUGUUGCGCUUUUGGCAACAACAUUACCUCAACAAAGACAAAGACAGCACCUGCCUUGAGAAUAGUUCUUGCAUUCCCUUCACCUAUUGGAAGGAGACAGUCUCAGUACUGCUGGGUUCUUGUAAAGGCUCAAGCUGUGCCAUUGCCUCCUACAUUGAUGAGGCCUAUAGGGACCUGGACAGAGACUUCUUAGAACUGUGACCAUAGAGACUAUGAUAUUUUGAGCUUCUGAGAGGACUCAUCAAUUUCAUCAACACAUCUUAGUUUAUAAGACAUCCUACAUUCAGAUGCAUUACAAAAUAGUGGUGUGUGGAUGUAGGUGUGAAUGUUAUCUGGGUAUUCAUGUUAGUGAUUGUGUUGAUCUGCUUAUUUAUGUGUUGGCUGGCUCAUCAAAAUGGUGAUAUCAUGGCUCGGAGUAUUACCUGUGCAGUGAAUGUGUGCUUGGGAUUAUGUUAUACUAUUGUAGAGGUGUGUGUGUGUGUGUGUGUGUGUGUGUGUGUGUGUGUGUGUGUGUGUGUGUGUGUGUGUGUGUGUGUGUGUGUGUGUGUGUGUGUGUGUGUGUGUGUGUGUGUGUGUGUGUGUGUGUGUGUGUGUGUGUACUGGACUCUGGAUGUUUUAUUGUCAGUCCAUAGAUUUACAGCUGCUUUUUUCUCUAGUACAAGAGCUCUCUCGCCUCUCCUGUUGAGAGAGUUGAGUCAUCACACCUGGGCAUAACAAAUUUCUCUAAGCAGUCAGGAAGAGCCUCAAUUCCCACCAUCCCUCCCUCAAUGCAAAAAAGGCUAUGAAAUUCAGGGGCAUCUCAAAGUAUUAUGUUGGUGGAUGGCUUAGUUUACAUACUUUUCAGCCCCACACUCUUAGAAUGAUGACACAAUUGCAAGAAAAGUAAAUAAAUAAAUUGUUUUAUCACAACCAUGACUGUAUACAAAUUGUUGAAUGUUUUAAUGUUUGUGCAUUUCAGCAGUCUUUAAAACUGCAGAGGUACUUAUCUGUUAAGAGAUUUAAGAAAUAUGUACAAUUGUUAGCAGGCUACUUGAUGGCUUUGUUUCACAGUAAUGUCAAUUAACCAACCAUAUAGUUCGGAAAAAGUCACCGUUCUGAAGCCCAUUCUUGCAUUUUAAAUGUACAUGUAGUGUACUGUCCAUUCAAAAUACGAUUAAUUUAUCGGUUUAAUAAAACAUAAUUUUUUUCAUUUAAUAACUCUAAAAAAAUAUAUAUAUAUGUAUAUAUAUAUAUAUUUUUUUUUUUUUGGUUCCUGUGUAAUAAGUGUUAUUUCUUAUGCCUCAAAAGUACAUAAAAUGGCAGGUAUUCCCACACAAAUUUUGCUUUUGUGACCAGGACAGUGAUAUUUUUAAAUGUACUUACUUUCCAGAACAUUCCAGGUGGGAGUAACUUCUAGAACUUUCCAGUAUAUAUAAAUAGUAGUAUAAAUACAGGGGCCUUAAGCCAACCUGUUCAGUUUAGUUCCAGCUGCCUAAGUGAAUACAUAUCUGCAUUUUUCUGAGAUGGCAUCUAGAGGCUGUAAGCAUCCGUCAGAUGCAUUUUGCCAUGUCUGUGUCCAAUUUAUCAAGAUAAGAGCGAGAAAGUACUCAAUAGAAUCAUCUACAAAGAUGUGUGCGGCCUACAAGGCAUAUUUCAGCAAACUCUGGGCACCUCUUUUCACCUGCGAGCACUACAAAAAAAAAAACUAAAAAAACCUCUGGAAGGUAAGAUGGGCAAUUGUUGCUUGGGAUUUUAUGUUAUAAAAUGUGUUGUUUUUAUAUUGUAAAAGUUUUAAUUUUAAAAUAUUAAAAAAAUUUCAAUGUUAUUUAAAUAUAUAUCAUAUAUGAAAAAUGUUGCAAAAAUGUCUUACACACUAGUCAUGGGUGAAAUAAAUGUAUAUUUGUAGGAUGGUACAGAGGGGGAAAGAGCCAUGAAGUUGGAUAUCUCAAGUAUUUGGCGGGAACCCAUUGGCCACUCAAGCAACUGCUACUUCUGCAUGGUGGACCCUUCCAAACAUCGGACUGGCAAGAAUAUACCUGCUAUCACAUAUCUGCACCUUCCUUCAUCCAUCGCCCCGGUGCCACACUGCCAUGAGCUCCCCGUACCAUCUCCUCCAGAGAGAGAGCAGCCAGUCAGAGAGCAAGGAAUACUAUGUAGAUCCAGAUGACAAUUUCAGAGGUGGAGCUGAGGAGAGAAACCCAUACUACCCCAACCAAAAAGACCUCAACUACUUCAUUAGAGAUCUUGGUUUCACCAAGUUCAAUGCCGAGAUUUUGAUGUCUAGGCUCACACAGUGGAACUUGUUGGAUGAAAGUGUGCAAGUCGCAGAUCAGAGGAAGCAUCACCAACAAUUUUCCAGCUUCUUCACUUGUCAAGAUGGGCUCUGCAUCUGCCACAUUGUGACCAGUCUGUUCAAGGUAAUCAGAAUCGCCUGUUACCAGAAUGAGUGGCACCUCUUCAUUGACAGCUCAUCCAGGAGCCUCAAAGCCGUGCUGCUCCUUUAUGG